This is a messenger RNA of Carassius carassius (crucian carp), 853 nucleotides long. RefSeq names its product histone H2AX-like. Gene Ontology annotation, cellular component: nucleosome. The transcript is spliced from 2 exons. Lineage: Eukaryota; Metazoa; Chordata; Actinopteri; Cypriniformes; Cyprinidae. The record is from RefSeq and is a predicted model, not a curated record. Bases 43 to 831 code for a protein of 262 amino acids. Gene Ontology annotation, molecular function: protein heterodimerization activity; DNA binding; structural constituent of chromatin.
ACUGUUUCUGCAUUUCAACGUAGAGAUAUCUUUCUAUCAACAAUGAGCGGAAGAGGUAAAACCGGCGGCAAAGCGAGAGCGAAGGCCAAGACUCGCUCCUCCAGAGCAGGGCUGCAGUUCCCCGUCGGUCGUGUUCACAGACUUCUCCGCAAAGGGAACUACGCCGAGCGCGUCGGUGCCGGAGCUCCCGUCUAUCUGGCGGCUGUGCUCGAGUAUCUGACCGCUGAGAUCCUGGAGUUGGCUGGAAACGCCGCGAGAGACAACAAGAAGACCCGCAUCAUUCCCCGUCACCUGCAGCUGGCGGUGCGCAAUGAUGAGGAGCUCAACAAACUCCUGGGUCGAGUGACCAUCGCUCAGGGCGGCGUGCUGCCCAACAUCCAGGCCGUGCUGCUGCCCAAGAAGACCGAGAAACCCGCCAAAGCCAAAGAUAUUUUACUCUUAACAAUGAGUGGAAGAGGCAAAACUGGCGGCAAAGCGAGAGCGAAGGCAAAGACUCGCUCCUCCAGAGCAGGGCUGCAGUUCCCCGUCGGUCGUGUUCACAGACUUCUCCGCAAAGGGAACUACGCCGAGCGCGUCGGUGCCGGAGCUCCCGUCUAUCUGGCGGCUGUGCUCGAGUAUCUGACCGCUGAGAUCCUGGAGUUGGCUGGAAACGCCGCGAGAGACAACAAGAAGACCCGCAUCAUUCCCCGUCACCUGCAGCUGGCGGUGCGCAAUGAUGAGGAGCUCAACAAACUCCUGGGUCGAGUGACCAUCGCUCAGGGCGGCGUGCUGCCCAACAUCCAGGCCGUGCUGCUGCCCAAGAAGACCGAGAAACCCGCCAAAGCCAAGUAAACCGAGUCCGCCCGGUUUCUGA